AUGGCCACCAAUGGCGACUAUCCGUCAGACGACGACACGCCGCCUCAGUCACCUACAAUGAACGCGACCGAGCCCGGCGAUAUUGAGCGACAGAAGGGCCCCGCUGCUGCGCCUAGAUCUGCUCUGAAGAAAACCAACGCAGCAGCGGCAGCAGCAGCAUCUCGCCCGACACUCCCCGAACAGCCCGAGCCGUCAACGCUAGAUGUGUCCACCCUCACACCCCUCUCCCCCGAGAUCAUCGCCCGGCAAGCGACCAUCAACAUCGGUACCAUCGGCCACGUCGCUCACGGAAAGAGUACUGUUGUCAAGGCCAUCUCCGGCGUGCAGACUGUGCGAUUCAAGAAUGAACUGGAGCGAAACAUCACAAUCAAGCUGGGAUAUGCAAAUGCAAAGAUUUACAAGUGUGAUAGUGAGGAGUGCCCACGUCCUACAUGCUACCGAAGUUACAAGAGCGAGAAGGAGGUUGAUCCACCAUGUGAACGCGCGGGCUGUGAGGGCACAUAUCGCCUGCUCCGUCACGUCUCCUUCGUUGACUGCCCUGGGCACGAUAUUCUGAUGAGCACUAUGCUUUCAGGAGCCGCUGUCAUGGACGCCGCGCUUCUCCUGAUUGCAGGCAACGAAACUUGCCCACAGCCACAAACUUCAGAGCAUCUUGCUGCCAUCGAAAUCAUGAAGCUCCAGCACAUCAUCAUUCUCCAGAACAAGGUCGACCUCAUGCGCGAAGAAGCUGCAGCCCAGCACUACGAGUCGAUCAAGAAGUUCAUCCGCGGAACAGUCGCCGACGACUCGCCCAUCAUCCCCAUCUCCGCCCAGCUAAAGUUCAACAUCGAUGCCAUCAACGAAAUGCUGGUCACCAAGAUCCCCGUGCCCAUGCGGAACUUCCAAGAUGACCCUCAUCUCAUUGUCAUUCGUUCUUUCGAUGUCAACAAGCCCGGUUCCGAGAUUGAUGAGCUUCAAGGCGGUGUAGCAGGAGGAUCCAUUCUUACUGGAAUCCUUAAACUCGGCGAUGAAAUCGAAAUUCGCCCUGGAAUCGUCUCCAAAGAUGAGCAGGGUAAGAUUCAGUGCAAGCCCAUCUUCUCCCGAGUCAUCUCCCUCUUCGCAGAGAACAACAGCCUCAAAUUUGCCGUUCCUGGCGGUCUCAUCGGUGUUGGUACCCGGAUUGAUCCCACGCUCUGCCGCGCCGACCGUCUUGUCGGUUUCGUGCUGGGCUUGAAGGGCAAGCUUCCUAAAAUCUACACCGAGAUUGAGGUCAACUACUUCUUGCUGCGGAGACUUCUGGGUGUGAAGACCGCCGAUGGCAAGCAGGCAAAGGUCGGCAAGCUUACCAAGCAGGAGGUUCUCAUGGUCAACAUUGGUUCUACCGCUACUGGUGCAAAGGUUCUGGCCGUCAAGGCAGAUGUUGCAAAGCUGCAGCUCACCUCGCCAGCAUGUACCGCGAACGGCGAAAAGGUCGCUCUCAGUCGUCGUAUCGAGAAGCACUGGCGGUUGAUCGGCUGGGCCACCAUCCUCCAGGGUGAGACUCUGGACCCUCAAGGCAGCAAAUAA
Messenger RNA from Ramularia collo-cygni, 1545 nucleotides. RefSeq names its product probable eukaryotic translation initiation factor 2 gamma subunit. Gene Ontology annotation, biological process: formation of translation preinitiation complex; positive regulation of translational fidelity. The record is from RefSeq and is a predicted model, not a curated record. Lineage: Eukaryota; Fungi; Ascomycota; Dothideomycetes; Mycosphaerellales; Mycosphaerellaceae. Bases 1 to 1545 code for a protein of 514 amino acids. Gene Ontology annotation, molecular function: GTPase activity; tRNA binding; translation initiation factor activity. Gene Ontology annotation, cellular component: eukaryotic translation initiation factor 2 complex; cytosol. The transcript has 2 exons.